GCUCGAGCCUCCUGCUUCGGCCCAAGACGGACAAAGCGCCGUUCUUCCCAGCCCGGUCGCGUGCCCGGCCGUGUGGCGCGUCAGCGACCGGAGCUUGCGAUCCCGGCCGAGCCUGAGCUUGAGCGACCGGGCGGCAGCUUCUUGGAGCAGGUCUUCAAGCCAGCCGUCAGGACAAUGGACUUGCUCGACGUGGAUGGCGACCAUAUUCACUUCUUAAUCGAUCCUCAGGGCCGUUUGCGGGAGUAUGUGAACGGGAAGCUGGAAUUGGAGCACGUGCAGUGGCUGGCGUAUGAUGCUGAGACUGCCACGCUGGAAGAUGAGAAGGGUCAGAUUGUACUUCAGGAGAAGGAUCGGGUGGAGAAAGCUCUUGGGGUUCACUGCUUGGCGAUGCGCGCAGGAGUGCCCUGGCGAAAAGACCCACCAGUGCCUGCACAGCGCUUGGCCAUUGUGGACACUGAUGGGGACCAGCUGGAGUUUAUUGUCAAUGAGGAUCAGAAACUACAGGAGUACAACAAUGGAGAGCUUGAUUUGGACCAAGUGACCACGAUGUGCUUCAAAUUCUCGGACGGGUCCAUCCGCGAUGACACAGGUGUUUUCACGCUUCCUCCUCGAGAGUGCAUGCAGAAGGUGGCAGCCCUGUACUCCCUUGCCAUGCAGGCUGGCAUUCGUUGGACGGGCGACAACCCACAGCAGGUCUCAGCCCUGCCCGUUGGACAUGAGCCGUCAAAGGCCCUUGACAUUGAGAACUGCGCAGGGGACUGGGAAUUGGAAUGCCCCUUGCUUUGGGAGAAUUUGACGCCCACCGAUCAGCCCAACCGACGGUUCUGCAAGACCUGUGGUGAGAAUGUCUACUUCUGUGACACCAUCGAGGAGGUCAACGCACAUGCCAUGGAACGACGAUGUGUGGCCUUUGAAGUGCGUGAGGCCGUUGCCACGGAGGCAAGGGUGCCAGAGACGGACGAUGUAGUGAAGCUUCACGUGGCCUUACUGUCGGGAGACGAGCUGCCAGAAUUGACGGUGCCCAAAGUGGCCACUGUCAACGAUGUGAAAGAGGAGAUUGCCAACCUCUCGGGAAUUCCUUCUGGGGAGCAGCGGCUGCUUCUAGAAGGACGAGAGCUCGAAAACACCGAACGAGCGGGUGCUUUCUGUGAGACCUCCGGAACACCUGAUAAGGCCUUUCUCCAGCUGCUGCGGGUCUUGAAGCCAGUGCGUGAGCCCACCCGCGAGCCAGGUAAAGUCAAGAUGGGAAAGCGCCGCCCACCACGCAGAUGGGGGCCUUUUUGAUGCAACAGUUGGCCUAUGUUGGGCUGCUUGCCAAGGCAAAGUGAAGAUGGGAAAGCGCCGAAAGCCGGGCCGAGAAUAUUGAAGUUCUGAAGAGGAACUUGUUGAGUUGGAAGUGGCUCAACAUGUUUGAUGGUGUUGUGUUCAUGUGUUGUUGUUGUUGUUGUCGUCGUCGUCGUCAUCGUGGUCGUC
Messenger RNA from Durusdinium trenchii, 1473 nucleotides. NCBI's taxonomy places the organism in Eukaryota, Dinophyceae, Suessiales, Symbiodiniaceae. The record is from the annotation of a GenBank genome assembly.